This is a messenger RNA of Helianthus annuus (common sunflower), 474 nucleotides long. RefSeq lists its product as uncharacterized. The record is from RefSeq and is a predicted model, not a curated record. Lineage: Eukaryota; Viridiplantae; Streptophyta; Magnoliopsida; Asterales; Asteraceae. The transcript has 2 exons. The coding region runs from base 1 to 474 and encodes 157 amino acids.
AUGGAUUCUCCCACGUCCUCUUCGACCGUUGCCAAUUUUUAUUACAAAGAGUUUUUAGCCGAUGAGGGUGAGUCGACCGAUGAGGAGGUCGAGCAAGAGGCGGUUACGAGUAUAAUAAAUAUGUAUUGUGCCCGUUAUCUGAGAAAGCCUACAUGGUACGACCUUCAACAAAUUUACGAGGUCCAUUCUAAUCUCCAUGGUCUACCGGGCAUGAUCGGGAGCUUGGAUUGUCGCCAUUGGCGGUGGUAUAAUUGUCCGACCGCACAGCGAGGUCAACACACACGAGGUGACCAAGACAGACCAUCUGUUAUUCUUCAAGCGGUUGCCUCACAGGACCUUUGGGUUUUGUCGGCUUACUUUGGUGUCACGGGGUCAUGCAAUGAUAUAAACGUUUUCGAACAAUCUCCAUUGGUAGAGGACUACAUUUCUGGUAGAGCUGCAAAAGAAUCUUUUUAUGCAAAUGGAAACUACUAG